This is a messenger RNA of Schistosoma margrebowiei, 2295 nucleotides long. Lineage: Eukaryota; Metazoa; Platyhelminthes; Trematoda; Strigeidida; Schistosomatidae. The record is from the annotation of a GenBank genome assembly.
AACCGCAAAUUUUCGAAUUCCCAAGGUUGUCGUGUUAAAGUGAUGGGUUGGGAUUCUCUUAAUCUCCCAGAUUAUAUUGUGAAGGCAGUCAGUGAUUGUGGCUUAGAACAUCCUACACCUAUACAAACUGCGGCUAUACCACCUGCACUCCACAGUUUUUCCGAUGUUCUUGGAUCAGCACCAACAGGAAGUGGGAAGACUUUGGCGUUCGGAAUUCCUCUAGUAUCAAGAGUAUUCUCCCUCAAGACUCUUGAGAACCAGACUUGUGAGGAAGAGUCCAAAACUAAUAGCUUGAUUGAUCAACAAAAAUGCGAAGUGGCAUCUUGCGUCAAACCUCGUGGGAAAAGGAAGAAAAAAAAGAAGGAAACCGACAUUUAUUCAGGUUUAGAUGUCAUAGAAGAGUUAGAUGUAAAUACUGGAGAAAUUCGCGCAGUUCAUUCCCUUGGAGAUCCUGUUACAGCAGAUCCUGAACCACUUCCAAUUACGAAAUCUCCUGUUUGUUUUGAACCGAAUUCAAAAAGGAAUCGUGUAUAUGGGCUUGUUCUAGUUCCCACCAGGGAAUUAGCUAUUCAAGUUACACAACAUAUUCGUGCUUUAAUGCGAUAUGUCGAUUGUAUUCGUAUUGAAACUAUCGUUGGUGGAAUAUCGGUUGAUAAACAGAUUCGACUUCUUCGACGUUGUCCGGAUAUACUUGUUGCUACUCCGGGAAGACUAUGGCACUUUAUCCAACAAGGUGAUCCUCAUGUUCUGACAUUACAUAAUGUUAAUGUAGUUGUAGUUGAUGAAGCUGAUCGAAUGAUUGAAGCGAAUCAUUUUGAUGAUUUACGUUCAAUUUUCAAUUGGUUACAUUCAUCAUCAAAUUUUAAUAAUGAAGGCGAAAAAGAAGAAGAUCAAGAAACUACAACAAAUAAUCAAACCCAUUUGAAGAAAACAUUAAAUCUCAAAAGAAAGCAUAAAUCAGUUGAAAUGUCAGAUAAUUCUACGGAUAUGAUGAAAGUACAACGACAAACAUUAAUUUUUUCAGCUACUCUUACAUUUGUACAUAGUGGUGCAUUAAAACCAGGUACUGGAUCUAAAAAUCACAAACUUUUACCAAACAAUAAAAAUACUAUGACUAAGAAAAUAAAACUUGCGGUACUACGUGAAAUGUUCGGUUUGAAAAAAUCUGCUAAAGUAAUCGAUUUAUCAUCAAACCAUUCCACUAACCAAUCAGCUUCAAAUCCCGGCUCAGUUUGUCAAUCAACUUGCCCUGAUAGCCUUUCUGAAUGUCGGUUGUUAUGUCCAGACCAAGCAAGCAAAGAUAUUCGACUAUUUUGGUUCAUUGCAUUUGGUCGUCAUCUUGAAUCUUCAGAGUAUCCCAAUCGACGGUGCUUAAUUUUUCUAAAUAGUAAAUCUGGCGUACGUCGAUUAGCUGGAGUAUUACGUCAGUUGCUCAGUUCAGAUGCUUUUUUGGUAUCUGGAUAUCCAUCACUACAGUAUGUAAAUGUCUUACAUGCUGAUAUGAUUCAGAAGCAAAGACUACGCGCACUUGAACGGUUCCAAGCGGAUCCAAAUGGAAUUUUACUCGCUAGUGAUGUAGCUGCUCGUGGUUUAGAUUUAGCAUCAAGUGAUAGUAUAGUUGAAAAAAAUGGAGUAUCAUGGGUUAUACAUUUUGACGUACCUCGUACAGCUGAAUUAUAUAUACAUAGAUCAGGGCGUACUGCCAGAGCUAAUCGUCAAGGGACUAGUUUAUUAUUUAUUUCACCAAAUGAAAUUAUGUUUUGGCGUCGAAUCGCUGUCAGUCUUCAAAGAACUAAUUUGGAACUUGAUGAUUUUAUUAUUCAACCAACAACUAUUCAAUUGAAUAUCAGUGAACAAAUUGUUAAAUUAGCUAAACAAAUUGAUAUACAAGAGCAUAGAAAUUCUCGACAACUAGCAAAUGAUAAUUGGUUUACUAAAGCAGCAAAAGAUGCCAACAUUCUAUUAGAUGAUGAUGAUAAUAAUAAUAAUAAAUUAGGCGAUGACGAGGAUAAUAGUGGAAAAAGGAACUCAUCCAAGAAAAAACUUGACAGUACAAAAAUACUAAAGUCAGAGUUACGUCAAUUAAUCAAUGUUUCACGUGGAAAAUUACAGAAAUUGACUGGCGGACAAGUAAGAUGUUAUCAACGACCUAUACAAACACUUUCAAAGAUCAAGCUACUUAAAGAGUUUGGUACAAUAUGAGCACACGUACUAUUCUCUUCAAUUUUUCUGUAAAUAUAAAUUACUGGAUCUUUGUAAAUCUCAUUUAAAUAAUAAAUAUAUAUACCUCCUCGG